Molecule: messenger RNA, 1744 nt
Organism: Fusarium odoratissimum NRRL 54006
Lineage: Eukaryota; Fungi; Ascomycota; Sordariomycetes; Hypocreales; Nectriaceae
Product: kynurenine 3-monooxygenase
Exons: 4
Coding region: 1-1512 (503 amino acids)
Biological process (GO): NAD+ metabolic process; quinolinate biosynthetic process; L-tryptophan catabolic process
Cellular component (GO): mitochondrial outer membrane
Molecular function (GO): NAD(P)H oxidase H2O2-forming activity; FAD binding; kynurenine 3-monooxygenase activity
Source: RefSeq, a predicted model, not a curated record
AUGGUGAAGUCUCAGAAGAUCGUUGUUGUAGGUGCUGGCCCUGUUGGUUCUCUGGCGGCUUUGUAUGCUGCUCAGAGGGGCCAUGAGGUUGAAGUUUAUGAGUUGCGACCGGACCUCCGGGAUCCCAGUACUAUCCCACUCAACUUUACAAAAUCCAUCAAUCUCGCAAUUUCAGAGCGCGGAAUCAAUGCUAUGCGUCAUGCUGGUCAACCGGGCCUCCUUGACCAUGUCAUGUCGACAACAAUUCCAAUGAGAGGCCGCAUGAUUCAUGGUAGAGGCCCAACUGGAGCACUCUUUGAGCAGUCGCAAGACUACGAUGUCAAGGGACGGGCAAUUCACGCCAUUGAUCGGGCAGGCCUGAACAAGCGAUUGCUCGAUAUCCUGGAUAAUAUGCCUAAUGUCAAGUUAUUCUUUAACCACAAACUCACAGGCGCCGACUAUCGUGAAUGCAAAGCUUGGUUUGAAGUGGCCGAUGUAAAGUCGUCCGAGGAGUCUCGCCCCAAGGAAAUCGAUAUUUCCUUCGAUCUUAUGAUUGGAGCUGACGGUGCCCAUUCUGCUGUUCGCUACCAUCUUAUGAAGUUUACCCGGAUGAACUACCAGCAGGAGUACAUUGAUACUCUAUGGUGCGAGUUCCAGCUCAAGCCAGUCAAGACUGAUGAAACAGCCGAUCCAAUGGCCAAGUUCCGAAUAUCGCCUAAUCACUUGCAUAUUUGGCCAGGCAAGGAUUUCAUGUUCAUUGCUAUUCCUAGCGAUGACGGCUCAUUCACAUGCACACUCUUUAUGCCAAGCAAGGAUUUCUCAGAUCUUGAGAAUAACCCUGCCAGCGUUCCGGCCUUUUUCGACAGCCAUUUCCCGGGCGUUACGGACUUGAUACCAGGCGAUGAGUUGAUUGAAUCUUUCAAUACAAAUCCUCACCUCCCACUUAUCAGCCUCAAGUGCAAGCCGUACCAUUAUGGCUCUUCUUGCGUUAUUGUUGGUGAUGCCGCUCAUGCCAUGGUGCCUUUCUAUGGCCAAGGCAUGAAUGCGGGCAUGGAGGAUGUACGGAUUCUCUUUUCAAUACUUGACAAACACGCUCAGAUCGAUGAGUCCAAUGACCCUGUCAGCGAGUCAUCUAAAUCCGAGCCAGCUUUCCAGCGGUCACUUGCAUUGGCGGAGUACUCAGCGGUUCGGCCAGCCGACGCCCAUGCAAUCAACGAUCUUGCCCUGCAAAAUUAUGUCGAGAUGCGAUCCUCAGUCUUGUCAAAACGUUACAGGUUGAGAAAGUAUCUCGAAGAGAUGAUGAGCGUGUACUUCCCUCGCCUUGGCUGGCAGACGAAGUACUCCAGAGUCAGCUUCAGCAACGAGGGCUACCUGGACGUCAUCAAUAAGAGUGAUGCCCAAGGCAAGAUAUUGGUGCGAAGUUUCUUGACCCUGGUGGCCAGCCCUUUCUUGGUUUCAGCCGCGGUGUUUGCAUACAGGUACCGACGGUCAUUUUCUGCUAUGAUCAAGGCUGUUCGACAGCUUCCCUCGUGAGGGAAACCCGCCGUCGUGUUGGUACGAUGUAUUAGUGGAAAUCUUCGCUUACUUAUUAGAAAUCAUGUAUCACUGCUCAGUUGCAGGAAAAGUUGGCAAUAAUUAAAGGUCAGAUUGUAAUAUAGAACUAAACUCGACAUAAGCAGGACCAAACUUGGAAGAAACGCAACGUCAACCUUCGAUUCUAAGAAAAGUCCUUCCAUACUAUCUGUGAAGCCACUGAAUUAGUCGC